GCAAGUUUUCGCCGACAGAUCCACCCGAUGACGAUGCUACUAGUUCCUCAGAUAUGCAUCAGGAUCUUAUUGCCAUUCAAUCAAAAUUGGUUGAAGUGCAAGAUUCGCAGAAGUCUAUAUUGAUUGCAAUUUCUGAAUUGAAGGCAGCCUUUGCAUCUGAUUUUGCUUCUGUUAUAUCUUUGUUGGAUGGUAUUAAGGCAUCUAUGGCAGCUGGUAAUCAUAAUGUUGGUGGAGAGUUUGAAGAUCCUAUGCAUGCUGAGGCUUCUUCGGAGGUAACUGGGUUCUGUUGUGGUGUGUGUUUCCCUUUUAUGAUGUCUAUUUUGGUUCUAUUUUGUUUAAAAAUUGCUGGUUUUUGUAUUUUUUAGGAUUUUUUUGAUGGUCAUUCCUCUGGGGGUUACCAAAAUGUUGAUAUUGGUGAGGAGUUGGGGGCUGAUUUGGAGCAUUCCGUUCAGAUUGCUUCACAAUUUUUUUCUACUGUUAAAGUAAGAUCUUAUUUUCGUUUUUUUUGUUUAAGCAAUUGGUUUUUUUCCUCUGUGUUUUCUUGUUUGUAAUGUAGUAUUGGUUGUAUAUUUUUAUUUCUUUUUUCAGGAGCCAAUUAAGGUUGACUCAAGUGUAUGCUCAAGUCCUCAAACUCCCACAUUUCAUGUGUCUAAUGCAAUAUGGAGAGUUAUUAAUGAUUCAGUUGAGAGGCCACUUAAAGAGAGUAGUUCUUUGGAGGAUAAAAGUAAGUGGUCAAUUGUGAAGUAUGAUGAUGCACAAGCAGUUGAUACUGGACUGAUUUUGGGAAGGAAAAGGCAAGCGAAGCCAAGCGCUGUUGUAAAAUCUCCUUUCUUAACAAAAUUUGGAUCUUCUGAAGUUGGCGUGAAACAAAAAAGAAAGAGGACGAUAUUGGAUAAUAUUUGUCCCUUUUCCAAUGACCUUGGUGAUAAUCACACUAAAGAACAACUGUCUGAGUUUGAUUCCUGGAUUAAUCAUGGUUUGAAGAAAAGGAACAAGUAUGUAUAACCAUUAUUUGUUUUAAAGUUUGUUAUAUGUGUAAUAUGUAUGAUUAAUUUGUUAAGCUUUUUAUUUUGUUUUUUAAUGUAUUUUUCAGGUUUAAAAAAUAUGAUGAUAAUUCUGUGGAGCCACCAAUUAAUUUCACUUUUGUUCAUAUUUCUGAGAAGGCUUGGUUUCAUAGCCUUUAUUUCUCUGGGCAAUUCGUUGACUCAUCGGUGAGAUUCUCGCUUUUUUAAUUUAUCUGGUUUUUCAUGUUGGAGUUCUUUUUUUUUUCUCUUUUUUUUUUUUACAAGGUAAUAAGUCUGGUGAUCUAUUUUAUGUUAUAUAUUAUGAUGUUAUUGGGUACCCAGUUACCUUACUGUUUGCUUUGUUGUAGUUCAUUGGGUAACUGGUUACCCAAAUCAUAGUAGAUUUGUUUCUACCCAUAUCAUUUUAUAAUCAUGUAUUUUAUUUAUUAUGCAGCAUAUUGAUGUGAUGAUGUAUUACUUGAGGAGAAAGGUUAAAUUGUCUACAGAUUUGAAGAGAAGAGUAUCUACGACUGACACUUGUUUUGGGCAAAACAUAGUGUUUAUGUAUGAAGAUUUUAAGAAAAAAGGUAGUGGCGCAUUUAAAAUAGAUGAGAGAUGCGUUGCUUUGAAGAUAAUGAAGGGGGAAUCCAUGUUUUGUGCAACUCAUUGGAAUUUGCUUGAUGAUGUUGUCAUGCCUGUUAAUGUGAAUGGUCUUAUGCACUGGAUUUUGUUGCACUUUAAUGUACAGCAGAGAUCUCUUACGGUGUAUGAUUCAAUGUCUGGUGCAAAGCAUGAAAAUCAGACUUUACCUGUCGUUGAGGCAUUUGCUGUUUUGAUUCCUCUUCUUCUGGAGAUGAUUGAUUUCUAUGUUCGUAAAGAUAUUCAUCUUGAUGUUAGCCCGUAUGAUGUGGUAGAGAAUGAGGCUUUGAAGUUGAGCAUUGCUAAAGGCAUUCCUCAACAGACUGAUUGUGAUUGUGGUGUGUUCUGUACUUAUUUUGCUGAGCAAAUAAUUCUUGGGAAGGAGAAUGAGAUGCCUAAAAAUAUUGAUGUUCGCCUCCUUCGUAAAGACAUUGCUGUCAGCUUGUACUAUCAUGGAAAGAACAAAGAACUUGAGGGAUACUUAACUAGCGAUGAGUUCACUGAGAAGCUUCUGGAGAGGAGACAGAAAAGAAUGAAAAUUGCUGCAUAGGCUUUUAGUGAUAUUAUAUUUCUUUUGGUUUUUUAAUCUUUUCUACAACUGUAAUUAAAUGGUGAAUCAAUUUCUAGUUUAACAGUUAGCUUUUUUAAUUUUCUUCUUAUGUAAAACAUUGGGAUUCUUAAGGUCAUUUUAUAUAUACAUAUUAGUAUAUCGUUUUGUUAAUUCUUUUGCUGUUAGCUUUUUGGAAGAAUAAUUUAGAGGGUAACCAGGUACCCAGGUUGUUUAUUUUCUAACAUACCAAGGGUAACUGGUUACUUAAUUGUUUUCUUUUUAAUUUUUUCCCCAUUGGUUUGUUGUUUGUUAAUUACAUUUAUUAAUAUAUAUUUUAGAUAACCCUUUAAAUCAGGUAGCUAGUUUUCUGUUUGUUUUUGUAUUUUUUUCCACUGUUUUAUGGAAUAACUUGAGGGAAACUAAUUCCUAGUUGGUUUGUUUAACUAAUUUUAAUGGUGAUAUUGGAGGGUAACUAGGUACUCAGGCUGU
Humulus lupulus (European hop) is the source of this 2682-nucleotide messenger RNA. RefSeq lists its product as uncharacterized. Lineage: Eukaryota; Viridiplantae; Streptophyta; Magnoliopsida; Rosales; Cannabaceae. Gene Ontology annotation, biological process: proteolysis. The transcript has 2 exons. Bases 1453 to 2193 code for a protein of 246 amino acids. The record is from RefSeq and is a predicted model, not a curated record. Gene Ontology annotation, molecular function: cysteine-type peptidase activity.